This is a messenger RNA of Aspergillus lentulus, 300 nucleotides long. RefSeq lists its product as uncharacterized. The record is from RefSeq and is a predicted model, not a curated record. Lineage: Eukaryota; Fungi; Ascomycota; Eurotiomycetes; Eurotiales; Aspergillaceae.
AUGCACCUCUCCUGGGUCAUGCUCUUGGUCGUCUCGGCCGCAGCCAAAAACACCACUAUCGGGCUGGAAACUAUCGAAGAAGGUAGCAAGACUGUCAGCGUGCCCAUGGGUGAUUGUCAUAACAUCGAUUCCUAUGAGGUGACGACGGUGUCGGUCAAGAAGCCAUGUCGAUUCUUCACAGGCCCCAUGUGUAUCGGACGACAGACACUGCUGAAACCCGGCGUCCACGAGAGCGACGAACCGGUACCGAUCUGGAGUGUGUUUUGCGAGGACGAACCGGAGCAUAAACUGGAGCUGUAG